UGCAUUCCUCACCCGGGAAUUCCUCCAGGCAAGAGUUAGAGACGCCCUCCCGCAGUCCGAGGGAGGACGCUUCACUCAGCGCUGCCUGCGAACAGGAGACUUCUUGGGGUGCAAGGGGUGUGUCGGGGUUGCCCACCCGGGAGCGGCAGGCAGGAGGACUAGGCGAAGCCCUUGACGGAGUCCCCAGCGUGUGUGCCGAGGGAGGUUCUCUGGAGCUCUUAGACGGGCGCAGCCAGCCCCCCAAGGACUCAUCUGCUCUGCCAGGUGACCCUUCAAACAAGGGGGCUGAGAACAGGGCCGGUUCCAGGCAGGCCAGCGGCACAGCCCAGCCCAGAGGGAGCGAUCCCCGGGCGGGCGAACGCGCGCAUCCCUCCACGGUGUUGACUUUGGACAUAUACUUGAGUAAGACUGAACUGGAGCCGGUGGAAGAGCCGGUCUUGAUUACCGACAGGGCAGAAGAUUGCGGAGACUCGGACGACAUGGAGAAGAGGUCGAGCGGGCGCAGGUCCGGGAGGCGGAGGAAGUCGCAGAAAUCCACCGACUCCCCGGGUGCAGACGCCGAGCUGCCCGAGAGCGCGGCGAGGGACGACGCGGUGUUUGACUACGAGGUGGCGCCAAACGCGGCCGCCGACAGCCUCUCGGCGGAAAAGAAAGUGAAAUCUCCGCCAGCGGCCCCGGACGGGGGCGUUGCCUCCGCGGGGAGCCCAGAGUCCAAGCCCAGCCCCAGCCCCAAAGGGCAACUCCGAGGGGAGUCGGAGCGGAGCAAACAGCCGCUCCCGGCCUCGUCCCCCACCAAGAAAAAGGGCAGGAGCCGCGCCCCCGAGGCCGUGCCCGCCCCGCCCGCCAGCGGCCCGCGGGCUCCCAGCAAGGAGUCCCCACCCAAGAGGGCGCCCGACUCCGGCCCCGGCCCGGCCGCCAAAAGCGCGGCGGCCGACAGCGGGGAGGAGGCGGCGCGGGUCGUGCCUCGCGAGCUCACGGUCAGGAGCAGCUCGCUGCUGCCCGAGAUAAAGCCUGAGCACAAGAGGGGCCCGCUGCCCAACCAUUUCGACGGCCGGGCAGAGGGAGGUCGAAGCAGAGAGCUGGGCAGAUCGGCCGGACCUGCCGACGCCGACGGCUUGAAGCCCAGGAACCAUUUCGGUGCCGGCAGGUCGACUGUGACCACGAAAGUGACCCUCCCUGCCAAGCCCAAGCAUGUGGAACUAAAUCUUAAACCCCCUAAGAAUCUUGACGGUUUGGGAAAUGAGCAUAAUCCAUUUAGCCAGCCAGUUCAUAAGGGAAACACUGCCACGAAAAUCUCCUUAUUUGAAAACAAACGGGCAAAUAGUAGCCCAAGACACGCCGACCUUCGAGUCACAAGGAACGCUCCUGCUUCUAAUAAAACGUAUGUAGGGAGGGCGAAACUGAGCUUAGCUAAAAAAGCCAAAGAAAUGGAGCAACCGGAAAAGAAAGUGAUAGCAAGCAGCCACCAGAACAGCGUGCUGGUGAAGGAAACCUCUGCAGAAGGCAAAGCGCCUACCCCCGAAGAAGGGACUGUGCCAGCGGCCCGAGGAACGCAGGGCGGGCCGACUGCAGAGCGAGCUCUUGGUUCUCAGCCUCACCAAGGUGCUGCUGCAGAUGUGCAAACAGAUGCCGGCUGCCCUUCAGAACCAGCGGCCACUGCUCUGAUGCCUGGGAAGGACCCUCAGCUCUUAAAAGAGGACAACUCAAAGACUGCUGCCAGCGAAAGCUGUGUACUUGAAAAUAUGACUGAUACAGCACGGGACAUCCCAGCACAGGACAUCCCCGCUGUUGUUGAUACCAAAGAUGCGCCUCCUGCAACCUCACCACAGGGUCAACUUCCUGACUCCCAGCCCCCAGCCGAGCUGCCUAACGGGCCUUCUCUGUCACUGUCAGCACCCCUUCCCCUGGACGCUUCCCAAAACGCACGUGUUCCCUCUCCCGUAAACGGUUUUCCAUGCACCGAUCUGAAAGUGUCAGAAAACCAUCAAGGAUGUAUUUUGCCUCAGGAUAAGGAAAACACGCCACUCUCCCAACCGGGAGGGGAAAUAAGCCCUCCUUUGUCGGCAGAGCCUGGCCCGGAGACUGUGGGAAACGAGGGUCCGUCCAAGGUCCUGGUCCAGGUCAGGUCCUUCGUGCUCCCUGUGGAAAGCACCCAGGACGUCAGCGCCCACCUCAUCUCAGAGAGCUCUGAAGUUAGAGAAGUGCAGUUGCCAAGUUGUCACAAUAAUGAACUUGAGGUGGUUUCCGUUGCAAGUUGUGCUCCCCAGCAAGAGGAAGUAGUGGGCAACAGGAGCGGGCCACCCAAACAUACUCAUUGCAAAGAGGAACGUGUGGCACAAUCUGCCCCAGAAGUCACACCUUCAGACUCAGAGAGAAUGCUACCUCUUCAGGCUCAGAGUCAGGACCACAAAACGCCCCUGACAACCGAAUCCAGUCCUACCGACUCCCCCCACGAUGGAAAUCACUUACACACUCCUCAAAGGCCAGCUGGAAGUGUUGUGAAUGGCCAGAGCAGCCCUGCCAGUCUUUUGAACAACUCUGCGAAUAGUGACGACAGUGUGCUUGAUUCUUCUUCUGAUAUGGAAAAAUUCACCGAAAUUAUAAAGAAGAUGGAUAGUGCUGUUUGUGUGCCCCUGAAGAAAAAGAAGGCCAGGGUGCCCAACUCUCCCGCCCCUCACUUUGCCAUGCCUCCAAUUCACGAAGACAAUUUAGAAAAGGUGUUUGAUCCCAAUGUGUUUACCUUUGGGUUGGGGAAAAAGGAAAACCAAACAGAAAUGUCACCAGCUUUACAUCUGAUGCAGAACCUUGACACAAAAUCCAAACUGAGACCCAAACGGGCCUCCACUGAGCAGAGCAUGCUCUUCAAGUCCUUGCACACGAACACUAAUGGGAAAGACGAAACUGUGGUGACUCCAGUACCAAAUGACAAAGAGAACAGGGACGUCACCAACGGGGGAGUUAAGAGAUCCAGGCUAGAAAAAAGCACCCUUUUUUCAAGCUUAUUAUCUUCUCUACCACAAGACAAAAUCUUUGCUCCCUCUGUGACAUCAGUCAAUACUAUGACCACAACUUUCAGCACUUCUCAGAACAGUUCCCUAUCUCAGCCCGUGACUGAGGGAGCCCCGCCCUGUGGUUCAAACAAAGAACAGCCAAAUCUUCCACCCAGCAGCUCCUUAAAGGUCUUCAAUUUCGACUCGUCAAGUACAUCUCAUUCAGGUUUGAAAAGUCCCAGCCACGUGGACAAAUACGUACAAAAAGAGGAAAUCAAGGAAGAUCUAGAUUCACGGAGCAACCUACACCUGCCAGAAACUACAUUUUCUGAAUUUUCAAAACUGAAGAACAACGAAAAUAUGGAAAAGGCUAAUCAUAUAGAAAGUGUUUUUAAAUCAAGCCUGCCAAACUAUGGAAACAGUGACACCGACUUCGUGGGUCUUUUCAAAUCAAGCCGGUAUGACCCGAGCAUUUCUUUUUCUGGAAUGUCAUUAUCAGAUACAACGACCUUUAGAGGAAGUGUACAAAAUAAACUCAAUCCCCGACCUGGGAAGGUAGUGAUAUAUAGUGAACCCGACGUCUCUGACAAGUGCAUUGAAGUUUUCAGUGAUAUUCAGGAUUGCAGUUCGUGGGGCCUCUCUCCACUGAUACUCGUGAAAGUUGUAAGAGGAUGUUGGAUUUUGUAUGAGAAGCCAAAUUUUGAAGGGCACUCUAUCCCCUUAGAAGAAGGGGAACUGGAACUCUCCGGUCUCUGGGCUGUGGAAGAAGUUUUGGAAAGGAAUGAGGAAGCAGAGUCUGAUCGGCCUGUGAUGAUUGGUUCAAUCAGACUUAUGGUCCAGGAUUAUAGAAUUAGUCAAAUCGACUUAUUCACUGAACCAGACGGGUUAGGACUCCUCAGUUCCUACUUUGAUGAUAUUGAAGAAGUGCAGGGAUUUGGUGUCAUGCAGAAGACUUGUUCCAUUAAAGUCCAUCAGGGCACAUGGCUUAUUUAUGAAGAACCUGGAUUUCAGGGUAUGCCUUGCAUCCUGGAGCCUGGUGAAUACCCUGACUUAUCCUUCUGGGAUACAGAAGCAGCGUACAUCGGAUCCAUGCGGCCUCUGAAAAUGGGUGGCCGUAAAGUUGAAUUCCCUACAGAUCCAAAGGUAGUUGUUUAUGAAAAGCCUUUCUUUGAAGGAAGAUGUAUGGAACUAGAAACAGACUUGUGUAGUUUCGUCACAGACGGUGGUGAAACAGAAGAAACAGCUGGAGAUGGUCGUUUGCCGUUCACGUCAGUGGGGUCUAUGAAAGUUCUAAGAGGCAUCUGGGUUGCGUAUGAGAAGCCUGGAUUUACUGGUCAUCAGUAUUUGCUAGAAGAAGGAGAAUACAGGGACUGGAGAGACUGGGGAGGUUACGACAGAGAACUUCAGUCUUUACGACCUAUAUUAGGUGAUUUUUCCAAUGCUCACAUGAUAAUGUACAGUGAAAAAAACUUUGGAUCCAAAGGUUCCAGUAUUGACGUAUUGGGGAUUGUUGCUAAUUUAAAGGAGACGGGAUAUGGAGUGAAGACACAGUCCAUUAACGUACUGAGUGGCGUGUGGGUAGCCUAUGAAAAUCCUGACUUCACAGGAGAACAGUACAUACUGGAUAAAGGAUUUUAUACCACUUUUGAGGACUGGGGAGGCAAAAAUUGUAAGAUCUCUUCUGUUCAACCCAUAUGUUUGGAUUCUUUCACUGGCCCAAGGAGACGAAAUCAGAUUCACUUAUUUUCAGAACCACAGUUUCAAGGUCACAGUCAAUGUUUUGAAGAAACAACAAGUCAAAUUGAUGGUUCAUUUUCUACCAUGUCUUGCAGAGUUUCCGGAGGCAGCUGGGUGGCGUACGAUGGAGAAAACUUCUCUGGCAAUCAGUACAUACUGGAGGAAGGCCAUUACCCCUGUCUCUCUGCAAUGGGCUGCCUGCCUGGAGCAACUUUCAAGUCUCUUCGUUUCAUAGAUGUUGAAUUUUCUGAACCAACAAUUAUUCUUUUUGAAAGAGAAGACUUCAAAGGAAAAAAGGUCGAACUCAAUGCAGAAACAGUUAAUCUCCGAUCCCUGGGAUUCAACACACAAAUCCGUUCUCUCCAGGUUAUCGGUGGCAUAUGGGUUACUUAUGAGUUUGGCAAUUACAGAGGCCGACAGUUCUUACUGUCACCAGCUGAAGUACCUAAUUGGUAUGAAUUCAGUGGCUGUCGCCAAAUAGGUUCUUUACGACCUUUUGUACAGAAACGAAUUUAUUUUAGACUUCGAAACAAAGCAACAGGGUUAUUCAUGUCGACCAAUGGAAACUUAGAGGAUUUGAAGCUUCUUAGAAUACAAGUCAUGGAGGACAUCGGUGCUGAUGAUCAGAUUUGGAUUUAUCAAGAAGGAUGCAUAAAAUGCAGGAUAGCAGAAGACUGCUGCCUGACAAUCGUGGGCAGCCUGGUAACAUCCGGCUCCAAGCUCGGCCUGGCCCUGGACCAGAACGCCGACAGCCAGUUCUGGAGCAUGAAGUCGGAUGGCAGGAUCUACAGCAAGUUGAAGCCACAUUUAGUUUUAGAUGUCAAAGGGGGUACACAGUAUGAUCAAAAUCACAUUAUCCUCAACACUGUCAGCAACGAGAAGUUAACCCAAGUGUGGGAAGCCAUGGUCCUGUAAACCUGAACGGAGAAUGCAGGAGGAAUCUUUCUGGAGGUCCUUCCAGCCAUCUUACUUAAACAAAAGGAUGAUGCUGAUGGCCGAGCCAGUGUGAAAGUGGCUCUGCUCCUUCUUCGGUAACUCUAAGUUCAACCAGAAUCACACUGCUGUGACUGAAUUGUCUCACCCUUUCAAAAGACUACGAUAGUUUUAAACUGAUAAUUUGUCUUUUAUUUCAUGUCCUUGUAGUAGCUGCUUAAACAGGUUGCCUUAUUAGCAGCUUUUGAGUGUUUUUAAAAAAUGUUACAGUAAGACAUCAAAACUAGAAACAUUUAAGAUUAUUUCCAAAGAUAGUGGCAGGACAGAACAGGAACAAGUUUACUGACUUUGUGGACCUACAAAUCCCUUAUACUUAAAGGGAAGGGUAAAAGCUCAAGUCUGUAAGGUAGAAGACUUUUUGGCAUCUGAGAAGAAAUACCUGUAAUUUUGGUUCUUGGCCUUAAUAUUUUCUAGAACCAUUAAUUAUGCUGCAGGGCAAAGUGGGAAAGCCUUACACAUGCAGAUAUAUUUUAAGGAACUCAGUAUAAAUAAAAUGCUAUUUUCUUUCUGCUAUUAAAAACUGGUAAAUUUAUAAAAUUCCAUGUCCAUGAGCAGGAUUUGAAUUAUUUUACUCACUCGUGGGCUGCCCUAGAAUGUCACAAGAAAGAAGUUAGUGCCUUUCUCGCAGCUGCUGCUGAUAGUGAUUACAUGACCUGAUUUAUUAGCCCAAGGUUAUACAAUAUAUUGCCGAACUCAGACCCUUUAGUCUAAUUUCCUGCCUUCCUAUCUAGCUGCCUCAGCCUUCCUUGUGGUCUUCCACAACUGUGCCCCGGGGCUCCACAGAAGGUGGGCAGCCUCAGGUCUCUGGGUACAGCGCCAGUGUCACUGCCUUCUGGCAGCAGAAUUAAGAGGUGUGAAACGGGGAUGACCAGCAAUUAUGUCCAGGAAGAAAAGGGAAGAAGACUUUAAUUGAUGUUUGUUGGUCAAAUCUUAGAACUCUGAGAACCCUAAAAUGCAGCAAGCAUGUCAAGAAUGCAAACUGAAACCAUCUAACUACUGAGAUACCCUGGCCCUCAUGGUGUGACAUGGUGGAACAGUGGGCUCUAGUUUUGAACCAAAUUGCUAACACUUCCUUGAAUACGUGUCCUCUACUUUUCGGCCUCGUCACUGAAUACCAGUGCUCUUGUCGCUGGUAGAACAAACCUUGCUUCCUUUCACCUGUUCCAGUGUGUUUCCGAUUCUAAGACGAUCCUCCUAGAGUCUGUGGUGGAGACUGCACGUACGGUCAUUACAGCGGUGUAUCCUCAGUCUGCAGUAAGAUUUGCACGUGCACAGUGCCAUCCAGCAGGCGUGAUGCCAUCCAGCAGGCACUGAUGUUAGGCCUUUUGUGCAGCAUGGCGGGGAAAGACAUUCCACGACAGCCUGUGAUCUUGAAUAAACUUGUUUCUGGUUAA
Otolemur garnettii (small-eared galago) is the source of this 7114-nucleotide messenger RNA. RefSeq names its product crystallin beta-gamma domain containing 1 (gene CRYBG1). The record is from RefSeq and is a predicted model, not a curated record. Lineage: Eukaryota; Metazoa; Chordata; Mammalia; Primates; Galagidae. The coding region runs from base 480 to 5642 and encodes 1720 amino acids. The transcript has 20 exons.